GUAGUGGCCUUGGGAGAUGUUCCUGAUGGGACACUGGUAACAGUGAUGGCUGGGAAUGAUGAAAACUACUCUGCAGAGCUGCGGAAUGCCACGGCUGCCAUGAAGAACCAGGUGGCAAGAUUCAACGACCUUCGCUUCGUGGGCAGGAGUGGAAGAGGGAAAAGCUUCACUCUGACCAUCACAGUCUUCACAAACCCUCCCCAAGUAGCCACAUAUCACAGAGCCAUCAAGAUAACAGUGGAUGGACCACGAGAACCCAGAAGACAUCGUCAGAAACUAGAUGAGCAGACAAAGCCUGGGAGCUUGUCCUUUUCAGAGCGCCUGAGUGAACUGGAGCAGUUGCGUCGCACGGCAAUGAGGGUCAGCCCACACCACCCAGCCCCCACACCCAACCCACGAGCCUCCUUGAACCACACCACUGCUUUUAACCCUCAGCCUCAGAGUCAGAUUCAGGACACCAGGCAAGUGCAGCCAUCUCCACCCUGGUCCUAUGACCAGUCCUACCAGUACCUGGGCUCCAUCGCCACCCCCUCGGUGCACCCUGCGACGCCAAUAUCACCUGGCAGAGCCAGUGGCAUGAGCUCCCUCACCGCAGAGAUCUCCAGUAGACUCUCAGGUGCUUCUGACCUGACAGCCUUCAGUGACCCUCGGGUGGGCAUCGACCGCUCUUUCUCCGCUCUGCCCUCCAUCUCCGACCCUCGGAUGCACUACCCAGGAGCCUUCACCUACACCCCCACCCCAGUCAGUUCAGGGAUAGGAAUCGGCAUGUCAGCCAUGUCCACAGCCACCAGAUACCACACAUACCUCCCCCCUCCCUACCCAGGCUCAUCCCAAGCCCAGGGCAGCCCCUUCCAGACCAGCUCUCCUUCUUACCACCUCUACUACGGAACCUCUGCUGGCUCCUACCAGUUCUCCAUGAUCUCUGGAGGAGACAGGUCCCCUCCACGCAUCCACCCACCCUGCACCAACGCCUCCACGGGCUCCACACUCCUCAACCCCAACCUCCCCAACCAGAGUGAUGUGGUGGAGGCAGAAGGGAGCCACAGCAACUCCCCCACCAACAUGGCAAGCACGGCAAGGCUAGAAGAAGCAGUGUGGAGACCAUACUGA
Molecule: messenger RNA, 1110 nt
Organism: Acanthisitta chloris (rifleman)
Lineage: Eukaryota; Metazoa; Chordata; Aves; Passeriformes; Acanthisittidae
Gene: RUNX1
Product: runt-related transcription factor 1
Exons: 5
Biological process (GO): neuron differentiation; regulation of transcription by RNA polymerase II; hemopoiesis
Cellular component (GO): nucleus
Molecular function (GO): ATP binding; DNA-binding transcription factor activity, RNA polymerase II-specific; RNA polymerase II cis-regulatory region sequence-specific DNA binding
Source: RefSeq, a predicted model, not a curated record